AAUCAAAGCAUGAUAGCUAUGACAGUCGUUGCUGCUGCUACCAAAUCAAAACCCAUCAAUCCUUCGCAUCUUACCACCAUUGUUAUUCACAUACAAAAUGCUCAAUCUUACCACACUCACAAAUCAUCACCCAAACAUUCUAAACCUCACAAGCCGCCUCGCAAGCCUAUACAGUUCCUCACCGAAAUCAAACAAAUUCAAGACCCAGAUGAAGCUUUAUCACUCUUUCAUCAAUAUCAUCACUUGGGCUUCAAACAUCACUAUCCUUCUUACUCCUCCCUCAUUUACAAGCUCGCCAAAGCUCGAAACUUUGACGCAGUCGAUACCCUUCUUGGGUAUGCCAAUACCUAUAAUGUUCGAUGUGGAGAAGCCCUUUUUAUUGGGCUUAUUAAGCAUUUAGGGAAAGCUAAGAUGAUUGAUGAGGCCAUUCAUGUGUUUAACAAUAUCAAGGCUUUUAAUUGUGUUCCAACCGUGCAGUCGUUUAAUACGAUGUUGAAUGUGCUUGUUGACAAUGACAGGAUUGAUGAUGCGGAUUUGAUGUUUGGGAAUGCCAGGAAAAUGGGGUUUAGGUUGAAUUCGGUUUCGUUUAAUGUUAUGAUCAAGAUGUGGUUGCGAAAGGGGGAGUGGGACGCUGCUCGACUAGUGUUUGAUGAAAUGCUUGAGAGACAAGUGGAACCGAGUGUCGUGACUUAUAAUUGUCAGAUUGGGUUUUUGUGCAGAAGGGGUGAGUUGGAUAAGGCCAAGGGUUUGUUUGAUGAUAUGAAUAGGAGGGGUCAACGUGCGAAUGCGGUUACUUAUGGGUUGUUGAUGGAAGGUUUGUGUUGUUUAGGGAAGUUUAAAGAAGCGAAGAAGUUGAUGUUUGAUAUGGAGUACCAAGGGUGUAAGCCUCGGCUUCUCAAUUAUGGUGUUUUAAUGACUGAUGUAGUGAGGAACGGAAAGUGGGAUGAAGCUAAAACUAUCCUUGUUGAGAUGAAGAGAAGGCGAAUUAAGCCGGAUGCUGUCAUCUACAACAUUUUGAUUAACUACUUGUGCAAGGAAGGAAGGACUAUGGAUGCCUAUAAAUUUUUAGUUGAAAUGCAGGUUGAGGGUUGUGAGCCAAAUGCUGCUACAUACAGGAUGAUGGUGGAUGGUUUUUGUAGCGUCGAUGACUUUGAAGGAGGUUUGAAGGUUUUAAAUGCCAUGUUGACGACUAAUCAUUGUCCGCGUGUGGAAACAUUUUGCUGUUUGAUCGUAGGACUAAGCAGAGGUGGAAAGAUCGAUGAUGCUUGUUACAUUUUGGAGGAGAUGUAUAAGAGGAAGUUGAGAGUUAAUUUGAAAUUAUGGGAAUCCAUACUUCCAGCUGUUAGCAGAAAGGGUGAAGCUGCAAUUGAGCUUGUUAAUGAACUCAUUUUUGCCGGAUAAUGUCUCUCUAUUUUAAGGUUAAUUAAUACAAUUACAGGAAAACUUCAAUUAUUUAAAUUUGUUUGAAAGGAGAAAAAAAAAAGGGAACGGAACCAAUCGCGACAAUGCAAAUUUACCAGAGUUCGUCCAAGUUCGUCCAAAAGUAACAUCUGUUAAGAGGGCGAUUCUCAGUGAUCUGGACAAGAGGUACGCGAUACAAAUGUUGGACCAGGCUCACUGGUUACUGAGCUUUAAAAUGGCUACAAUGGCGCUAACAGUUCGGAAUUUUAAGUAUUUUGUGAGCUCUCCUUUGAUUAGAAAGAAUGGAUGUGAAGCAGCGGGGCUGAAUACGUAUUAUCUUUUGUCUGAAACAAAACUAGCUGAAAUUGCACUUAACUGGUAAGAAAAAUACCCCCAGUAUUGAACUCCUUGAUAUGGAAAAUCAAUAGUAGCAGAAAUUGGAAUUGACACUAAUCAGUUACCUAUUAAGAUUUAUCAAAAAAAAAAAUUAUAAAUUAGAGAUUUUUAAUUAAUUCAAAGUAAAUUAAUCGAAAUUUUCAGAAAGAGAAAAUUACGUUAUUAUCCGUCAACAGAAAAGAAAUAUAAGCAUCAAAAUUAUAGAGUACUUAGUUACGAGUUUUGUGUUUUUUGGAUUAGAUGUUAGAGACCACCACGUGUCGGUCAUUCGUGCCAGUUGUGUUAUCUGUGUGACAGGUGUUGCAUUUCCCCCCUGAAGAUUACACCUGUUCUUAGAGCAACUUUUUUCAUAUAUUUAUUCCCGAAAUUUUUUACAGCAUUCUUCUGAUAUUUAUCAUCCCCAAAAAUUUCCGCAACACUCUUCCGAGAGAUUUGUACAAAGCAAUAACGAAUUUAUCGAUUGUCGAUGAAGAGAGUGUCACCUUCUUCCAUCUCCGGACUUCUAAACAAAAUAAAAAUGAAAAAGAAGUCGGGAGAAAAGCUAAAAAAUACUCUCAAGAAUGUCUUGAGGUAUCUCAGCUCGGACUCUCAUAUGUACUCUCCCAUGCUUUCAGACAAACCUUCUUCUGUUAGUUCAUCUCAGCUUCAAGUUAACAAAGGAGGGAUGGCAAUGAAAAGAACAAAAAGAGCCAAGAACAAAAACAAGUUUGUACAUAAGUUGGUAGAUUAUUUGAAGUCGGAUUGUUACUUGUAUGCACCGUUGGUUGAUUACUCGUCAUCUAUGCAAGCUGCUCCAGAAAGUAACGGAGCUACUAAAAUCAGUCGACCUUCUAAGCGAGCAGCAAAGCGACCCAAUGGGAAAAAAUCCUCUCCGAGGAGUACUCUGGUAAAAAAUACUCUAGCAUUUCGACGGGAGGAGAAGUGCCUGAUUAACUCAGUUGGUCGCUCUCCAUCGUCCUCAGGGGGGCUGUCUAAAGGAUUUAGAAUACCUAAAACGACGACUAUUUGGACUGGGGAGGAGGUUUUGAAGAUUAUCAAAGAUGGGGCAUAAAUUAUAAGAUGUCACGAUGGUCUCAUACUAUCUCCAUUUACUGGAUUGGUCGUCCAAACUUGACAAUGGAGGAAGGCCGUGCUGAUCAAUAUGAGUUGUAUAUGAGUUGUACAAUUUGGUGUUCAUGUUCGUAAAUUGUCUGUUGUGAUCCUCUGAGACUCUUACGAUAUGAUAUUUGUAAUAAUAGAACUUUGCUAAGUAGGCUUGAAUCUGUUGUGAUCUUUGAGUUCUGUACCAUUUGGUGGUGGUCAUUUGUAAUGAUAAAACUUGCGAAGUAGGCUUGAAUCUGUUGUAAUCUUUAAGCUCUGUAUCAUUUGCUAAUGGGCAUUUGUAAUAGUAAAACUUCGUAAUACUCUCUAUGUCCCAUUAUGUCGG
Molecule: messenger RNA, 3223 nt
Organism: Daucus carota subsp. sativus
Lineage: Eukaryota; Viridiplantae; Streptophyta; Magnoliopsida; Apiales; Apiaceae
Product: pentatricopeptide repeat-containing protein At1g07740, mitochondrial
Exons: 4
Coding region: 10-1401 (463 amino acids)
Molecular function (GO): protein binding
Source: RefSeq, a predicted model, not a curated record